Molecule: messenger RNA, 351 nt
Organism: Cylicostephanus goldi
Lineage: Eukaryota; Metazoa; Nematoda; Chromadorea; Rhabditida; Strongylidae
Source: the annotation of a GenBank genome assembly
AAGGAACGUCUUACCCCAAUGCAGGAUGAGCCGUGUUCGUCCAAGUCAAACAACGUACCUGCGAAUAAUUUUAAACGUGGACAUCGUCGUGCUUGGAGUAUGCCGAGCGCUAAAGGUGAAAAAAUGACAUUAGCCGUCAUCCACGAUCAAGAAACUAUGCAAGACGGAAAUACUCAUCACCGACGAGUGGUCCGCUAUCGUCUUCAUCCGGCUAAGAAAGCACGGAUGAUUGCUGGAAAAGAUGACCCUAUGGAGAAAACCAAUUUUGACACUCCUGGAAUUCGAUUCGAUUUAUCUAACCUACCCAAUCCUGAAGACGAUGAUCAUGAGCUGGAGGUAACUGCUUUUUGA